ACUUUCAAUUCCGUAGUCCGAAUCUUUUAGAUUACACACACAGAGACAGAAGAAGAAGAAGAAGAAGAAGAAGAAGAUGAGUAGCGCUACACCAGCGCUUCCUACUUCACUCUUUAGUAACGGGUCCCUCUCGUCUCCUCAGAAUAUCUCCAAGACUGAAUUGAACAGCUUUGUGAAGGUUAGUGAUCCUGCUAUCUAUAAAUGGCGCCUCGUGAUCGCAUACGAUGGCACCAAAUUUGCAGGUUGGCAAUAUCAGGAAUCACCUCCAACGAUCCAAUCAAUGUUAGAGAAAGCCUUAACUCAGAUAACAAAGCUCCAAAGAAAACAGCUUCAUCUUGUUGGUGCUGGUAGGACUGAUGCAGGAGUUCACGCUUGGGGUCAGGUAGCUCAUUUUGUCACUCCUUUUAAUUACACUAGCUUGGACAGCAUUCACGCUGCUUUGAACGGUCUUCUUCCUCAAGAUAUCCGUGUCAGAGAGAUCGGUGCAGCGGUUCAUGAGUUCCACGCUCGGUUCUCUUGCCGUAGCAAGGUUUAUCGCUACCAGAUAUACAGCGACACUUUCAUGGACCCGUUCCAGCGUCAUUUCACUUACCACACUGCUUAUAAACUGAAUGCUUCUAAAAUCAGGGAAGCUGCUCAAUACUUUGUUGGCAAGCAUGAUUUCUCAGCGUUUGCUAACGCUACAAAGGAAGAUGGAGUGCCUGAUCCUCUCAAAACUAUAUCUCGUUUUGACGUCAUUGAAAUGGGAUCUCUUCUACAGCUUGAAGUUGAAGGCUCAGGGUUUAUGUACAGACAAGUCAGAAACAUGGUAGCUUUGCUGGUUCAGGUUGGAAAAGAAGCGUUGGAUUCAGACAUUGUCCCAAUGAUUCUAGAAACCAAAGAUAGGAGAGAGCUUGCAAAGUAUACAUUGCCUGCACCACCUCAUGGUCUCUGUCUUGUCUCUGUUAAGUAUGAGGAAGAUCAUCUACAGCUUCCACCAGAUUCUCCUUUGACUAGUUUUGGUAGACAUCACACUAUAACAAAGUGUAAACUUCCCUUCUAUUGAAUACUCUUCUGUUUAACAUAGAAAUUGAAAGAGUUAAGUUUUUUU
This is a messenger RNA of Raphanus sativus (radish), 1090 nucleotides long. RefSeq lists its product as uncharacterized. The coding region runs from base 77 to 1045 and encodes 322 amino acids. Lineage: Eukaryota; Viridiplantae; Streptophyta; Magnoliopsida; Brassicales; Brassicaceae. The record is from RefSeq and is a predicted model, not a curated record. Gene Ontology annotation, biological process: tRNA pseudouridine synthesis. The transcript has 6 exons. Gene Ontology annotation, molecular function: pseudouridine synthase activity; RNA binding.